UCGAUCAGUUGCUGGCGUGCGCUCUAACCCUGCGGGUGUGUGUGAUCGAGUCAAAAAUAAGUCAAAGAGGAGAACGCGUCCGAGGACGAAAACGAAGUUUAGGAGAAUCGAAUAUCAAAUUCAGUGUCAUUCCCGCCGUAUCCUUACUGGCCAUGCGCAGGCGCAAAGUGCAGAAUCAUUUCAACAGUGAACGACAGUGUGCGAAAUAAUUAAAACUCAAGUGGCCAAACCCCCCACCAGCCGGACAGAAAAAACAUUUCAAGUGUCGAGCCACAGCACCAGCCUCGAUUUAAGUAUUUGCGUGUGAAAAUUCGUGGAAUUCCAACCCGCAGCGGCACGGCCCCGUCGCUUAUUGUGCCAAGAAGGAGCCGCAAAAUGGAUUUAUCGAGGCGGUUGUGUACAACUGCCUUGAUAGCAUUCAUUGUAUUGGCUGGCAUACCCGACUCCCAGAGUAGAUUUCCUGGACUGCGACAAAAAAGACAAUAUGGCGCGAAUAUGUAUUUGCCGGACAGCUCUGUGACGCCCGGCGGCGAGGGUGACGAUCCCAAUGAGUGGACGGAAUGGAGCUCGCCCUCGGAUUGCUCACGCACCUGCGGCGGCGGUGUGUCCUAUCAGACGCGUGAAUGUCUGCGAAGAGACUACAAUGGCGAGGCAGAGUGCAGCGGCGGCAAUCGUCGCUAUUAUUCGUGCAACACGCAAGACUGCCCGGAGGAGGAUCCCGACUUUAGAGCCCUGCAAUGCUCGCGCUUCGAUGACCAGCGCUUCGAUGGCGUCAUGUACGAGUGGGUGCCCUAUCUGGGUGCACCCAAUCCUUGCGAGCUGAACUGCAUGCCCCGUGGCGAACGCUUCUACUACCGCCAGAAGGAGAAGGUCGUCGAUGGCACUCGCUGCAAUGACAAGGAUCUGGAUGUGUGCGUCAAUGGGCAGUGCAUGCCCGUCGGCUGUGACAUGAUGCUGGGCAGCGAUGCCAAGGAGGACAAGUGCCGCAAGUGCGGCGGCGAUGGCAGCACCUGCAAGACGAUUCACAACACUUACAGCUCCAGUGAUCUAGCCCCAGGCUACAAUGAUUUGCUGCUCGUGCCACAGGGCGCUACCAACAUCAAGAUCAUUGAGACUGCCCCGUCCAACAAUUAUUUGGCAUGCCGCAACCUCUCGGGGCAUUACCAUCUAAAUGGCAACUGGAGGAUUGACUUCCCACGGCCCAUGUUCUAUGCGGACUCAUGGUGGAAUUAUCAGCGCAAACCCAUGGGCUUUGCCGCACCCGAUCAGCUCACCUGUCCCGGUCCCAUCUCCGAGAGCAUCUUCAUCGUGAUGUUGGUGCAGGAGCGUAAUGUGAGCAUCGACUACGAGUACAGCAUCCCGGAAUCCCUCAGCCACAGCCAGCCGGACACGCACACGUGGACACAUCGCGAGUUUGGCCCGUGCAGCGCCUCCUGCGGCGGCGGCACUCAAUCCCGCAAGGUCACCUGCAAUAACCGAGUGAACCUACAAGAGGUCGAUGCCGCUCUCUGCGAGAAGGAGUCCAAGCCAGAGGAGGAGCAAGCCUGCGGCACAGAGCCCUGUGCUCCGCACUGGGUGGAGGGUGAGUGGAGCAAGUGCUCCAAGGGCUGCGGCUCUGAUGGCUUCCAAAAUCGUACUGUGACCUGUGAGCGCAUCUCUUCGGAUGGCGAACACACAGUGGAGGACGAUGCCGUGUGCCUCAAGGAGGUUGGCAACAAGCCCGCCACGGCCCAGGAGUGUAAUCGUGACGUCAAGAACUGCCCGAAGUAUCAUUUGGGUCCCUGGACACCCUGCGACAAGCUGUGCGGCGAGGGCAAGCAAACCCGCAAGGCCACCUGCUUCAUCAAGGAGAACGGCAAGAAGCGCGUCCUGCCCGACGAGGAUUGUGUGGAGGAUAAGCCCGAGGUGGAGAAGACUUGCCUGCUGGCACCCUGCGAGGGCGUAGACUGGAUCAUCUCUCAAUGGAGUGGAUGCACCGCUUGCGGACAGAACACGGAAACCCGCACUGCCAUUUGCGGCUCUAAGGAUGGCAAGGAGUACCCAGAGGAGUUCUGUCAGCCAGAGGUGCCAACGCUCUCCCGCCCCUGCAAGUCCCCCAAGUGCGAGGCUCAAUGGUUCUCAUCGGAGUGGAGCAAAUGCUCCGCUGCCUGCGGCAAGGGUGUCCAAUCGCGGAUCGUCAUCUGCGGCGAGUUUGAUGGCAAGACUGUGAGCCCCGCCACCGAUGACAGCAAGUGCAACAAGGACACAAAACCUGAGCAGGAGCAAGAGUGCGAGGGCGAGGAGAAGGAGUGCCCAGGCGAAUGGUUCACCGGACCCUGGGGCGAGUGCAGCAAACCCUGCGGCGGCGGGGAACGCACACGCGAGGUCCUGUGCCUAGCCAAUGGCACCAAGGCCCUCAACUGCGACGAGUCCAAGCUGGAGUCCAUAUCCGAGAAGUGCAACCCAGAGGCCUGCACGGAAGACGAGAUUCUGCCACUGACCAGCACCGAUGCACCCAUCGAGGACGACGAGGACGACGAUUGUGAUGAGGAUGACAUGGAACUGGUCACCGACAGUCUGCCCGAUGAGCAGAAGAUCUCCUCCGAUGGCGUUGAUCUCGAUGACGAGGCCAAGACAGAGUCCACGCUCUUCACCGAUGAACUAAUGCUCAGCGAUAGCCCCGACACGACCGCGUUCGAUGCCUCUGCUGCGACAGCAACCACGGUGGAGGGUUCGGGUGACGACACAGACGCCACAACGGACAGCGGCAUUUCGACUGAGGGCAGCGGAGACGAUGAGGAAACGUCUGAUGGAACAACGGGUGUGUCCAGCUCCACGGAUGCUUCAUCAAGCUCUAGCGACUCCAGCGAUUCCACAACCGAUGACAGCGCAUCUUCAGUCUCUGAUUCAAGCGGCUCCACGGAUGAGUCCACGGAAGUUUCUGGUGGCUCGACUGAUGCUUCGAGCGCCACAGAAUCCAGCGCCGAUACCACAGAUGUCUCCAGCUCCACGGAGGUUUCAGGCUCCACAGAUGCUUCCAGCUCCACGGAUGUUUCCAGCUCCACGGAUGCCUCAGCCUCCACCGAUGUUUCAGGCUCCACGGAUGCCUCCAGCUCCACGGAAGUUUCAGGUUCCACAGACUCCACCAGCGACUCUUCCGACAAAACAUCCGACAGCAGCGACUCAACAACUGUGGCGACGUCUGAUGCCAGCGACACCACUGAAGGUUCCAGCGAUUCCACAGACGUUUCUAGCUCAACGGAGAGCUCCUCGGACAGCACCAGCGAUGGUACUUCCUCUUCGACAGAGUCCUCGGCCUCGACUGAGUCCACUUCGGAGGAGACAACUGAAACCACACCCGAGACCUCAACAGACACAACAGAGUCCACGCUGGAUGCCUCAUCCACCACGGAUGCCUCCUCCACGAGUGAUGAUUCAUCCUCCACGAGUGAUGCUUCCUCCAGCAGUGUUGCCUCAAGCGAGAGCACAUCCGAUGGCAGCACAACGGACUCCACAGAGACCACAACUUCCUCCGAUUACUCCUCCUCAACCUCCUCUUCAGACAGCACUGAAACGACAGACUCGUCCAGCGAUGGUUCAACAACAGAAAGCGGCAGCACUGUGGAGAGUUCCACGGAUGUCAGCUCCAGCGAUGGCUCCACCGAAUCACCUGAAUCCACUUUGUCCACCGAAUCCACAGAGGCAGCGAGCACAGACUCCACCGAGAGCACUGAGGCUGGCUCCAGCGAGGGCUCCACCACAGAAGGCAGCACCGUUGAGGAUGUGUCCGGAUCCACGAGCUCCACAGAUGCCACAGAAUCCUCUUCCACGGAGUCUUCAUCCUCCACUGACGUUUCAGGCUCAACGGAAGCAACAGAGUCCACUGAAUCCACCGAUUCCUCGGCAUCUACGGAUGCUUCCGAGUCUACGGAGAGCGGCGGCACCACAGACACCACCGAAAGUGGAGCCACCGAGGAGAGCACCACCGAGGGAUCCACCGACAGCACCACCGAAGGAUCCACCGAGAGCACACAGUCCACAGAGCUGGGCAGCGGCACCAGCGACAUUUGGAGCUCCACCGACAACGAGGAAGAGUCCAGCACCCCGAACACCUGGGAGUCGGCCAUCACCAAGGAUAAGCCACGCAAGUGCAAGCCCAAGAAGAAGGAGUGCGCCAAGUCCAAGUACGGCUGCUGCCCCGACGGCAAGUCCACACCUAAAGGACCCUUCGACGAGGGUUGUCCCAUACCAAAGACCUGCGCGGACACCAAAUUCGGUUGCUGCCUGGAUGGCGUCUCCCCGGCGGAGGGCAAGAACAACAAGGGCUGCCCCAAGUCCCAGUGUGCCGAGACGCUGUUCGGCUGCUGUCCCGAUAAUUUCAGCGCCGCCGAAGGCGAGGACAAUGAGGGAUGCCCCGAGACGACGACCGUGCCACCCACCACCACCACGGAGGAGUCGCUGCCAGAGUCCACCACUGAGAUCGAGGGAUCCGGCGGUGAUUCCACACAGGUGCCUGCCCUUGAGGGCAAGUCCUGCUCCUUUGCUGAGUUUGGCUGCUGUCCGGAUGCCCAGACCCCGGCCAAGGGCAAGAACUUCGAAGGCUGCGCCGCUCCAGAGACACCCAAGGGCUGCGAUCAGUCCGAGCACGGAUGCUGUCCGGAUGGACGCACAGCUGCUGCUGGUCCUGGCGGUGAGGGCUGCUCGGCCUGCACCCGCGAACAGUUUGGCUGCUGCCCCGACUCCGAGACGCCUGCCCAUGGACCCAACGGCGAGGGCUGCUGCCUGGACUCUGCCUUUGGCUGCUGCCCCGACAACAUUCUGGCCGCUCGAGGACCCAACUUCGAGGGCUGCGACUGCCACUACACGCCGUACGGCUGCUGUGCGGACAAGCAGACUGCGGCUCGUGGCUACAACCAGGAGGGCUGCGCCUGCGAGACGACUCCCCAUGGCUGCUGCCCCGACAAGAUCACCGCUGCGAAGGGAGCCAAGUUCGAGGGUUGCCCCUGCGAGACGACACAGUUUGGCUGCUGCCCCGAUGGACUCACCUUUGCCAAGGGACCGCACCACCACGGCUGCCACUGCACCCAGACGGAGUUCAAGUGCUGCGAGGACGAGAAGACCCCGGCCAAGGGACCCAACUUCGAGGGCUGCACGUGCCUGGAGAGCAAAUUUGGCUGCUGUCCCGACGGUGUCAGCAGCGCCACGGACGAGAAGUUCGGCGGCUGCGAGAAUGUGCAGGAGCCACCACAGAAGGCCUGCGCCCUGCCCAAGGAGACGGGCACCUGCGGCAACUUCAGCGUCAAAUAUUACUUCGAUACGAGCUACGGUGGAUGCGCACGGUUCUGGUAUGGCGGCUGCGAUGGCAAUGCCAAUCGCUUCGAGACGGAGGCCGAGUGCAAGGACACCUGCCAGGACUACACCGGACAGCAUGUGUGCCUGCUGCCCAAGAGCGUGGGCCCCUGCACGGGCUUCACCAAGAAAUGGUACUUCGAUAUGGAUCGCAAUCGUUGCGAGGAGUUCCAGUACGGCGGCUGCUACGGCACCAACAAUCGCUUUGAUAGCCUCGAACAGUGUCAAGGAACGUGUGCGGUCAGCGAGAGUAUUCCCACCUGCGAACAACCUGUGGAGAAUGGUCCCUGUGCGGGCAACUUUGAGCGUUGGUACUACGACAACCAGACGGACAUCUGCCGACCCUUCACCUAUGGCGGCUGCAAGGGCAACAAGAACAAUUAUCCCACGGAGCAUGCGUGCAGCUACAACUGUCGCCAGCCGGGCGUACUCAAAGAGCAAUGCUCACUUCCUAAGCAAACUGGUGAUUGCAGCGAACGGCAUGCCAGGUGGCACUUCUCGGAGAGCGAGAAGCGCUGCCUGCCCUUCUACUACACUGGUUGUGGUGGCAACAAGAACAGUUUCCCCUCAUUGGAGUCCUGCGAGGACCAUUGUCCCCGGCAAGUCGCCAAGGACAUCUGCGAGAUCCCUGCCGAGGUGGGACAGUGCGCGAACUACGUCACCGCCUGGUACUACGACACCAAGGACGAGAGCUGUCGCCAGUUCUACUACGGCGGCUGUGGCGGCAACGAGAACCGCUUUGCCAGCGAGGAGGCCUGUCUGUCGCGCUGCGAGAAGAAACCGGAACCCACAACGCCACCACCAGCACCCAGCACCGUGGAUGUGUGCCGCGAACCAGCGAGUGUUGGCGACUGCGAUCAGUACACGCUCAAGUGGCACUUUGAUGCAGAGGCUGGCGCGUGUCGCCAGUUCUACUAUGGCGGCUGUGCUGGCAAUGGCAAUCGCUUUGAGACCGAAUCCGACUGCCAGCAGCGCUGUGCCAGUCCACCGCCAGAGACCCGACGACCAGCUCCACCAGAGACUAGGGAACCUGCUCCACCACAGACUCGUGAACCUGCUCCAGCUGCUGUCCAUCAGUGUGAUCAGCCACCUUACGUCGGCGACUGCGAUGAGUAUGUGCUCAAGUGGUACUUCAAUGCGACUGCCGGACGCUGCCAGCAGUUCUACUACGGCGGCUGCGGCGGCAACGAUAACCGCUUCGAGUCCGAGCAGGAGUGCUCCGAUCGCUGCUCGCCCAGCGUAGACAGUCGCUUUGGACAACCAGAACCAGAGCCGCAGCCAGAGCCAGAGCCGGAGCCCGAGGAGCCACGCUCAGAGCCAGACACUGCCAAGUGCUUCCUGCCCGCCGAGUCGGGCAAUUGCUACAACAACGAGACUCGCUGGUUCUACAACAGCCGAGAGGGACUCUGCGACGAGUUCGUGUACUCGGGCUGCGGCGGCAAUGCCAACAGCUAUGCCAGCGAGGAGGAGUGCCAGAACGAGUGCAAUGAUGCCCAGACCACCUGCUCGCUGCCACCGGUGCGCGGACGCUGCGAGGAUCUGUCCCGCCGCUGGUACUUUGAUGAGCGCAGUGGCGCCUGUCACGAGUUUGAGUUCACUGGCUGCCGCGGCAAUCGCAAUAACUUUGUGUCCGAGCGGGAGUGUCUUGGCUACUGCAGGGAUCAGGCACUAUCUGAACCACAACCAGCAGCACCAACCUACUCCGUGUGCACUCAGGCACCCGAGGCUGGCGAGUGCGACAAUCAUACAACAGCUUGGUUCUACGACAACGAGAAGAUGGCCUGCACGGCCUUCUCCUACAGCGGCUGUGGCGGCAAUGGCAAUCGCUUCGAAACGCGUGACCAGUGCGAGCGUCAGUGCGGCGAGUUCAAAGGAGUGGACGUUUGCAAUGAGCCAGUGACGACGGGUCCCUGCACACAGUGGCAGACCCGCUACUAUUUCAAUCGCGAUACGCGCACCUGCGAGCCGUUCACCUACGGCGGAUGUGAUGGAACUGGCAACCGCUUUGACGGGCUCUACGAGUGUCAAACUGUUUGCAUUGCAGCCCGCGAGCCGGAGCCGUCAGUGGGUACGGCGAAAGAAAUGUGUCUGCUGCCCCUGGUUACCGGCCGAUGCAAUGGACCGUCGGUGCAGGAGCGUCGUUGGUAUUACGAUGAUGAGCGCGGCACCUGCGUGUCCUUCAUCUACUCGGGUUGCUCCGGCAAUCAGAACAACUUCCGUUCGUUUGAAGCAUGCACGAAUCUCUGCGGAAAGCCCGUGGACAACGAGAUUGACAAUGAGAUUGGACAGGGUCGCUGCGAGAGCUUCGAGAACGAGUGCCGUGAGCUGCGCUGUCCGUAUGGUGUGCGCCGUGAGGCCGAUCGCUCCCAGCCGGAGUGCACCAAGUGCCUGUGCGAGAACCCUUGCGAGAGCUACUCCUGCCCCGAGGGCCAGCAGUGUGCCAUUGAGAUUGCCAACACCGGAGAUCGUCAGUUUGCGCCCGUCUGCCGCGACACGAACAAGCCUGGAGUGUGCCCCGGACUGGCGGCCAAUGCCAGCAACUGCGCCCAGGAGUGCUACACCGAUGCCGAUUGCCGUGGCGAGAAUAAGUGCUGCAGCGAUGGCUGCGGUUAUCUUUGUGUGCAGCCAGCACGCCCCACCCAGCGGCCCAGCACACGUGCGCCCACCGUCAUUUAUCCGGGCGAGAGCAGGGCCGUUCUGGAGCCCAAGCAGCCACAGGAACUGGAUGUGCAGACCUCCAUCGGUGGCAUCGCUGUGCUGCGUUGCUUCGCCACUGGCAAUCCAGCGCCCAACAUCACUUGGUCUCUCAAGAAUGUGGUGAUCGAUACGAACCAAGGACGCUAUGUCCUGACCUCGACUGGGGAUCUGACAAUCGUGCAAGUGCGCCAAACCGACGACGGCACCUACGUUUGCGUGGCCAGCAAUGGCCUGGGCGAGCCAGUGCGCCGUGAGGUGGCCCUACAAGUGACAGAGUCCGUAGAUACACCCGCAUACGUGUACGGCGACAAGAACGUUACCCAGAUCGUGCAGUUGAACAGACCGGCGGUGAUACGCUGCCCAGCGGGUGGCUAUCCGCAGCCGCAUGUCAGCUGGUGGCGCAACAACAAUUUGUUCGGCAAUCGGGAGCGUGGGCGUGCGGAGAUGGCACGCGACUUCUCGCUGCUGUUCCGCUCCAUCCAGCUGUCGGAUCUGGGCCUGUACACCUGCGAGGUGUACAACAAGCGUGGACGCCCCGUCUCGCUGCGUGUCACACUGAAGGCGGUGGGUCCGGCCCGUGCCCUGACCAACGAGGAUGCCCAGUAUCUGCAGUAUGUGAUAGAUCCGGCCACGGCGCCGGUCACACAGAGACCCAGCUACCCCUACAGACCCUCGCGUCCGGUGUAUGUGCCCCCACCUACAGUGAAUGCCCAAGCGCUGGUGGCACUGGAUCCCAAGAACAGCUACUCCCCCGGCUCCACUAUUGCUCUCAGCUGCUCAGUGCAGGGCUAUCCAGAGCCCAAUGUGACAUGGACCAAGGACAACACACCGCUGUACAGCAACGAGCGCAUACAGAUAACAUCCCAGCCACAUCGACUGGUUGUCAGCGAUGUGAGCACCGAGGAUACUGGCAUCUACGGCUGCAAGGCUAGCAACGCGUUCAGCUACAGCGUCAGCCAGGAGACGGUUACCAUUCAAUCUGUCAUACCGGUAUCGCCCGAGUGCAUUGACAAUCCGUUCUUUGCCAACUGCAAGCUGAUCGUGAAGGGCAGAUACUGCAUCAAUCAGUACUACGCACAGUUCUGCUGUAGAUCCUGCACGCUGGCCGGCCAAAUUGCGCAGCCUCAUCCCAAUGCGCUGUAAUUCCACACCUAAGCACACCCACGAAGAGAAGCAGAAUUUUUGAAUUUUGAGCUUAAGCACACGACACACAACACAACAGAACACAGGAAUUAUAAUUUAGCAUUAGCCUCAGAAGCAGAGAGA
Drosophila subobscura is the source of this 9291-nucleotide messenger RNA. It is a transcript of the gene Ppn, whose product is annotated as papilin. Bases 376 to 9168 code for a protein of 2930 amino acids. The record is from RefSeq and is a predicted model, not a curated record. Gene Ontology annotation, cellular component: extracellular region; extracellular matrix. Gene Ontology annotation, molecular function: serine-type endopeptidase inhibitor activity; metalloendopeptidase activity. Gene Ontology annotation, biological process: extracellular matrix organization. The transcript is spliced from 18 exons. Lineage: Eukaryota; Metazoa; Arthropoda; Insecta; Diptera; Drosophilidae.